Molecule: messenger RNA, 2805 nt
Organism: Colletotrichum aenigma
Lineage: Eukaryota; Fungi; Ascomycota; Sordariomycetes; Glomerellales; Glomerellaceae
Gene: LAMA2-1
Product: Laminin subunit alpha-2
Exons: 1
Coding region: 1-2805 (934 amino acids)
Source: RefSeq, a predicted model, not a curated record
AUGGGCAGGCAGGAGCAGGAAAUCACCGAUAGCAGUGCCCUCCGCAACGAGCCGGAACGCAUUCUUGACAUCGACCCUGCGCCCGGUGCUCCCGAUCUGAAGAGAAGUCAACCUGCCGGCCAAGAGGUCGAUAAUGAACUGAUGGCUCUCCUUCCAAAUUCCCUCAAGGACAAGAACGAAGCUACGACACAAACAGCCACGGCGAAAGAAAAUCUGAAAACCGGCAAGAAGAUGCUGGAGUCACUGGAAACAAUUCUUGCGACGCAGGAGAAUCUGAACAAGGAGCUUGAGGAAAAGGCUUUGAAACUAGAGAAGUCCCUCGUCGAAAAGGACGCCGCGAUUAAAGCGCUCGAGGAAGCCAAAGACAAAGCUGAAACUCACAGGAAUAGUUACAGAAAGCAACUCAUGACCUUGAGGGCAAGCGACAUCAUGUACAAGGAGCACGUUGUCAAGGUUGAGAGAGAUUGCGACCGAUACAAGGAAGAAGCAACACAGCUUCGCAGCGAACUCGAAAACGCGAAACAGAAGUACGAUAAGGACAUGCAAGAGUCAGAGGACAAGCGCGAGAAGGCAGUCUCAUCAGCCACCAAGGCGCACGAAGCCUCCAAGCUAUUACACGAGAAGGAAUUGGAACAGAUGCAACAACGCAUCGACGAGGCUACGACAGCCCGCGACUCUGAGAAACUGGCGAUGGAAAAGCGCAUCGAAGAGUAUGAGAACAAGGUUGAGAAGUUACAGCAAAAAAGCAAAGAGACUGCAGACGCGCAUACAAGCACAACGAAAGAUUUACAGAAGCGUCUUGAUGAUGAUGCUGCCACACACAAGACUGAGAUAGAGGAGAUGCAACAACGCAUCGACGAGGCCACGAACACGCACGAGACCGAGAAACAGGCGACGGAAAAACGCAUCGACGAGUCUACCAACGAGAUUAAGCGGCUGAGGCAAGGUAUCGACGAGACCGCGGCCACACACGGAAGCACGACGAAAGAUUUACAGAAGCGUAUUGAUGAUGCUGGUGCAAAACACAAGAAUGAGGUGGAAGAGAUGCAACAACGCAUCAAGGAUGAUGAGGUCAACCAUAAGGAAAAGAUGGAUGAGAUGGAGCAACGUCUGACCACGUCCAAAGCCUCUUACGAUGCUCAGCUGGACGAUAUGAAAAAACGCGCCGAGAACUCUGAGACGUCGCAUAAGGAGAAGGUGAAUAUGAUGCAGCAACUCAUCGAGAAUGCCAAAAUAGCCCAUCGUGAAGAGCCGGGCAAGAAGCAACAAAGUAUGGAUGCAGCCAAAGCCGCCCACGACGCCGAGACGGACAAGUUGCGGAUAAGGGUCGAAGACACCAAGGCCAUGUACAAGAACAGGGUGGGGGUGGCUCAAAAGCAACUGAACGACUCCAAGGCUACACACGAGGACAAGGUGAAGGAGAUGCAGAGGCAGAUCGACGAGUGCAACACCGCACGCGAUAAAGAUGCGGAGGAGCAUGAGAAGGAAAUGAAAAGCAUGCGAGAUGCUAUAGAGGAGAUGAGAAACACACAUUGGGCCGCCAUAGAGACUGAAAAGUCAUCGCACGGCAGGGAUAAGCAGUCGUUGGAAACAACUCACUACAAAGAAAAGGGAGGUUAUGAGACAGCGCUCAAGAACAUCAAGUUGGAGAUGGAAAAGCUCAAGAAAGAGCACGCAGCAGCCACCCAUAAUGCCAAAGAAGAGCGUCAUCGGCUCGAACAGAAGGUUACCGGAUUGGAAGAUCUAGUACUGAUACUGAGUGACUCAAAACUCGAGGUAGAGAGGCACUUAGAGGAGGAGAGACGCGACGCAGCGCUGAAAAGUUCGCACCUCGAGCGUCUCCAGAAGGACUUGGCAGAUGUGGAGUUGCAGAGGGUUGAUGUUGGAAAUCAGCUCGUCAGCAUAGCGGCCGGAGUGCAAGUGCUGAAGGAGAGUCUCAGCACAGAGAUGACCGAGACAGUAAAAGCUGAAGAGAGUCUCCGGCUCGCCAAUGAGUUGCAUACCGAUGCAAUUUUCCAAUGGGCUAGACUUUUAUUUGGUCCAAGGGAGUUCUAUAGCGAACAUACGCUGAUAUCAGCCAUUGGCCAAGGCACUCAGGCCGCAGGCCACGAUCACAAGCCUUGGCUUAUCAGCGAGUCUUGGACAGCAGAUCAACAAUACUCGGAGUUUCCUGGUCACGAGUUAGGGGCGGUCGUUUCGAUGCUCGUUCAGGACCUGCAAGACAAAGUGCUUGGGAUCAACGUGUUUCACGGUCUGAUGCGGAGACUGACCAGACUGGUCUCACGGGCUCCACGAGUCAACACAGCGUUGAUACAGUGGAUUAUCGACCACAGCAAUUGGAGUCUUUCGACAGUCCGUCCAAAUGAGCUUAAUAUCCCUGCGCGAGCUGCCAUCUGGGCGCUGGCGGACGUUCUGAGACGGAGAUGGCCCAGCACUGGACACAUCGAAGACUCGCACGAGGUCAUGCAAGAGUGCUGGGAUCUCAUCGCUCAGCAUGACCCCAAGGCAGUCGACGCCGAGGGACUCAACGCCCAAGGGAAACUUCCAAUGGUGUUGGAGCUCCUGCAAGACAACAAUGGGAGUGUUAUUCACAUCGUCAAGAAGCCCGAAUGGGCGUGGGCUGUCAUCAUGGACAUGCAGAGACAUACCUGCGCAUUCGUCAAAGAGAACUGCUUGCGAGAAGUGGCUAUGGGUAAUGGUAUAUGGGAUAAGGAGGUCAAGGCGGGGAACAUCGUUAUCCACUUAGACAUGAGUAAGCCAGAGUGCGUAGACUUUUAUAUGGAAUACUGGGUAUUUGAGGACUAA